AUUCGAUCGGACCAGGACAAAGAGAUUGAGAUCCGGUACAGUAUAACAGGAGCCGGAGCAGACCAGCCUCCCAAUGACGUCUACAUCAUUGAUCCUAUGACAGGGAAAAUGUCUGUCACUAAACCUUUGGACAGAGAGGAGAGAGCCUCCUACCACCUUAGAGCUCAUGCAGUGGAUAUUAAUGGGAACCAAAUGGAGCCUCCUAUUGAUCUGUACAUUUAUGUCAUUGACAUGAAUGACAACAGACCCGAGUUUAAGAACCAGGUCUACAACGGAUCAGUUGCCGAAAUGUCCAAACCAGGCACUUCUGUAAUGCAGGUAACGGCCUUUGACGCCGACGACAGCACCACGGCAAACGGGCUGGUGCACUAUCGCAUCCUGAGCCAGACGCCACACAUCCCCAUUCCCAACAUGUUUACUAUUAACGGAGCCACAGGAGAGAUCAGCACCAUCGCUACCGCAUCGACAGAGAGAAGUCUUUCGGCCAACCGGAUUAAUACGGCUGGAGCUGAAAGAGGCAGAGGAGAGGCUUUGGCUCAGGCUCAGCUCUCUGUUUCCUCCCAGUGUGGACUAACUGAGUUAGGUUCACCCGAGCAUGGACAGGGCACAGUUUCAGAUCUGUACCCAAAGGAACAUUGGCCAUGCAACAACAAACACUUCGAUAAAGUGUCUCAGUACACCAUUAUAGUCCAGGCCACCGAUAUGGAGGGCAGCCUGAACUUCGGCCUGUCCAACACCGCCACGGCCCUCAUUAGCAUCGCUGACAUCAACGAUAACCCUCCGGAGCCUGGACUCAAAAACAGUGGAAUGCUUGUGGACAGGUCUGACAGGGGUAUAGACGCCCAUAGUGGAAGCCUCAAGGGUUUACAGGGUGAAGUCAAAGAUUCUCCUUGGGUCAUGACCCAGAUGUGCUUGUCACGGGUCAUGACCAUGAAAUGGUCCAUGUAA
Messenger RNA from Carassius auratus (goldfish), 948 nucleotides. RefSeq names its product cadherin-2-like. The transcript has 6 exons. The annotation marks the transcript as partial. Gene Ontology annotation, biological process: cell migration; homophilic cell-cell adhesion; cell-cell junction assembly. The record is from RefSeq and is a predicted model, not a curated record. Gene Ontology annotation, cellular component: adherens junction; catenin complex; plasma membrane. Gene Ontology annotation, molecular function: beta-catenin binding; calcium ion binding; cadherin binding. Lineage: Eukaryota; Metazoa; Chordata; Actinopteri; Cypriniformes; Cyprinidae.